Molecule: messenger RNA, 486 nt
Organism: Phytophthora sojae
Lineage: Eukaryota; Oomycota; Peronosporomycetes; Peronosporales; Peronosporaceae
Exons: 3
Coding region: 1-486 (161 amino acids)
Source: RefSeq, a predicted model, not a curated record
AUGACGAGUAAGUCUUCCAAGAAGCUUUACACUUGCAUCUUUGCAGGCAACCUCAUCGUCAACCUAUGCGCGAGCAGUGAUAUUGUGACCAAGCUCCACCAUUGGAAGCGAACCAGUAGCGCCAAGGACAGCAAGGCCGAGGCAUCGCACAAACGUCGCGAGGUGCGGGAUCUAUUCUCCGAGCCUGUGGAAAAAGAGGACCCGCAACGUGAAUUGGACGAUAGCGUUCCCUCACCAAGCGACGACAUCCAGCUGAAUCGGCUUCUGGAUGACUACAUGCUGGGAGAGAAGGGAGACCGAAUCAUGCAGCAAAUGGAAGAGCUGGCUAUGGAAGACAAACCUUUGACCGACCGAGAUACGAAAUCUCCUUCCGAAGACCUUUUCCGGGACGACGUGAAGCCUGAACCUGAAAAGCAAGAGCCAUCCCUCGAUCUGGACGCCAUGCUUUCGAUGAAGGACUUCGAGAAGUACAUCGCAGAAAACUAA